Aspergillus alliaceus is the source of this 3915-nucleotide messenger RNA. Its product is annotated as WD repeat protein. NCBI's taxonomy places the organism in Eukaryota, Fungi, Ascomycota, Eurotiomycetes, Eurotiales, Aspergillaceae. Gene Ontology annotation, molecular function: protein binding. Gene Ontology annotation, biological process: positive regulation of TOR signaling. The transcript is spliced from 3 exons. The record is from RefSeq and is a predicted model, not a curated record. The coding region runs from base 1 to 3915 and encodes 1304 amino acids.
AUGUCCGAUAGCUCUCGGUUGCCCACCCGAGGCAGUUCCUCCCCAGCUCCCCCCCCUCCUCCUCCGCCCGCCCCCGUGCAACAAAGCAAAUAUUCCAAUCGCGCGGCCAGUGCUCUAGCAAGAUUUGCCCAGCCUUUCUUUUCUGGGUCUCGACCUCCAAGUCCGCAGGCUUCAGGGGGACGUGCAGAUUUAUCUACUGGUCCUCGUUCUAAUAGGCCCAAGUCCUUACCGGGUGCGUCCCAAACGGUCACUCAUAAGACCGGAAUUCCGAUUGCCGCUUUAGAUAUAUCCCCUCAGCGGACACAUGCAGUGGUUGGGGGAAAGGAGAUUUUGAAGACUAUCCGUGUCUCACCCGAUCAUUCUUCCGAGGAAUUCAACCUUCGCAAUGCUAUCAUCGGUUACUCCUCCACUCAGAAUGAUGGUAGCGGACUCUCCGCACGUUACAAAGACCAGCUGACAGUGCGGGAUGUGAAAUGGUCACAUGGCACUUAUGACACAAUUAUUGCCACCGCGGUGGCCAACGGACGCAUUGUUCUCUACGAUCUACAUCGCACUGGCUUGGAAUAUUGCCGGUUUCAGGGGCACAGCCGCCAGGUCCACAAAUUAGCUUUCAAUCCCCAUCGACCGGCAUGGCUUUUGUCUGGCAGUCAGGAUUCCUCUAUUCGAAUGUGGGACUUGCGCAUGGCAUCCACAGGCAAGCCAUCUUCGAGUAAGGCGCUGUAUAAUGGUAACAGCGAUGCAGUCCGGGAUAUCAGGUGGUCUCCAAGCGAUGGGGUUCUGUUUGCAACUGCUACGGACAGUGGUGCAAUACAAUUGUGGGAUUGUCGAAAAACAACUGCUCCUUUGCUGAGGAUCACUGCCCAUGACAAACCCUGCUUCUCAGUAGAUUGGCACCCUGAUGGAAAACACAUCGUCAGCGGUGGAACAGACAGGCAUGUUAAAGUUUGGGAUUUCUCUUCUUCGGCUGAACGUAGGCAGAAACCAACGUUCCAAUUCCGGACACCCCAGGCCGUUGUUAACGUACGAUGGCGUCCGCCGUCCUGGAAUAGUGAACCUGAAGCUUCUGGUGGCUGGCAGUCAACCCAAUUGGUAACAUCCUAUGAUAAAGAAGACCCGCGGAUACACCUAUGGGAUCUUCGGCGGCCUCAUAUACCCUUCCGGGAGUUUGAUCGGUAUGAAUCACAUGCUGCUGAUAUACUUUGGCAUUCAAAAGACCUGUUAUGGACUGCCGGCGAGGCCGGCGCUUUCACCCAGACUGAUAUCCGAUAUGCUACUCAGGUAGUUCAUCAACGGCCGAUGUGCUCCGUAGCCUGGAGCCCGAGCGGGGAAGUGCUAGCUUUUGUUCAGAAGCGUCCAAGGCAAAAUACUGUAGGUCUCAGCACCACGAAAUUUGUGGGUCAUGCAGAAGAAGAGAACAGUAGCGGUGAAGUUUUGAGUCAAAGCCCAGCAGAUGAUCUUCUUGAUGAGCCCUCGUUCAUCUCGGUUAGACACCGACAUACUAAGUCGAGUAGUGGCCGGGCGUCUAAAUCACUAGGUAGCUCUCCUCCAGUUGCGCCCGAAUUCAAUCCGGUUCUAUCACUAGACAAGGUGCUGUCCAAAAACAAGCCUUCCGAACAAUGCCAAUUAGGAGCAAUUGGAAGUAUCCCUGGGACUACAAUGAGUCAAGCAACCUUCCGAUACCUGGCUCGUCAUUAUUCUCCUUUACUCGAAGCCUCUAACGGCACACACCCAGAUCUUCUACGAUCAUUGCUCGAAUCAUUAACCCAGAACGCAGAAUGUGCGGAAGAUGCUUCACUGCUCAAGCUAUCUCAGACAUGGCGUAUAGUAAAGUUUGCUGUUGUUCAAGAACUACAGCUCAAAGCAUGGCAGCAGCACCGGACUCCGGAAAAGGGUCCUCGCGACCCUAGAAAGAGACUUUCAACGCAAGGUCCAGUUCCUGAAAACACGCGAACAUUGGAUGAUGGAAGGCCUGAGAAGAUAAAGAACCGGUUUUUCAAGAGUGUCCUAGAGACGGAAGCGCCCAAACAAAAUCUCGCUGACAUAGAAAACGGUUCGAAUAUGACAACCCCCCUAGCGCAGCCUUUGCGUGACUCCACCAUUAGGUCGUCAGACAGCUCCAACUCACAUAUAUCUUCUCUAAACGACACAACCGAUAUUCAGCCUCUUCCACCAUCACUUCUGAGCUCAAUCCAAGACACCAUGAAUUCAAAUGACUGGUCUUCGAUGUCAGAUGUACAGCCACGUAUCAUUGUCCAACCCCAGCACCGUCAAUCGAACGCAAGCGAAGAUGCACGUUUCCCAGGCGAAAGCCUCUUAUCUGAUCCAAUACAUGAAUCGGUACCCCAGAGCCUUGAAGGCGACCAAAGAUCUGCCCCACGGGCAAUCACCGGGAGAGCGGACUGGCGUGCUCGGAGCCGCACCGAGGCGUCAGAAGUAGACGAGUAUGAUCAGAAGAUAGAGGAUAAACGGGCAGCCAUUCGUGACUACAAGUUGUUCCCUAAAAAGAUCUUGUCGCUCGAGUCUCACGUCGAGUCUGUCAGGGCUCCGGGUUUCCACCGCCACGAGUCGUCAGAAAGUCUUCCCAUGUUCUCAGCAUCCACAGGGAGCUCACAUCCUUCCAAGUCAAUAGGCACAUCGUUAUCGUCAACAGCCAGGCUAUACGAUGUUUCCGAAAGUGAGAACAUCACAGAAAGUCUGAAUAAUGAGGCCUCUCGUAUACCAUUCUCCAGGGCCAGAAGUGACUCAGUUAUAGGCCCACUAACUGUUUCAAACGAAGUACGUCAGGACAAUGGCACUUUGGUUGAGGGUAUUUCGGAUUCGGGCGGUAUUCAUCUUGGACGGCCCUCCAGCCCACUUCUCCUUUUGAAGGAAUCCAGUCCACUACAGACUCCAAGUAUAGAGUUUUGCCAUAAACCUAGUUUUGUCACUUCUGCAAGAGAUGACUCUACUUUUGGAUCUACAUAUGGGGUCGACGAUAACCUCACAGGACUCACUAUUCCCAUACUGUCUGAUGGAACGCUAGACAGCCCUUGGAACUCGGAAGCCUUGCUCAAAGAAGCCAUUAGGCAUUACCACAGCAGUACUUAUGUUGACGCCCAAUCUGCUGCUCAUCUUCUUCAGAAGCUGCGCACUCUCUUCCAAGGAUAUGAGAAUAUACUUUCUCACGAGGAGUGUGAACUCAUCUUCAAAACCUACAAUGAGCACCUUAUGCGUCAGUGCAUGUACAUUGAGGCGGCAGAGCUCCGACUUCUCUGCGUACCAAUGUACCCAGCAGUUUAUGAGUAUGCUCAAAUAGACACUACCAUGAAUGUGUUUUGCUUCACAUGUAAACGCCCAUAUGAAAAUCCCAAGAAUGACAACACGCGUUGUUAUCGCUGCAACACGCCCCAGGAGCUCUGUGCCAUUUGCAUGUGCGUUGAACCACCAGCGGAAUGGGUAGCAGAACAAUCUAUCUCGUCACUACACUCAAAUCACGAGUGGGACUCUGAAACUACCUCACAUGUUCUGUCAUCGUCUCACUCUUCACUCAAAACAGAGCCAAUCCCGCCUUCUGAGCUGCGGCGCUUGGAUCAGACACACCUGGAUCCAUACAAUCCUUCGGCACCAAAAGGAUCCACGCUCUGGACCUGGUGUCAAGGCUGUGGUCAUGGAGGCCAUUUGGCUUGCAUUACCGUGUGGUUAAACGACAUCUCUGUCAGCGAAGGUGGCUGUGCUAGCCCCGGCUGCAUGCAUGACUGCGGCCCUGGACCCCGUCGUGAAUACAAUCGCUCCAUUCUACUAGAGGAAUCCAAAAGGCGAGAUUCAGCUGGUAGGAAAGCUGGUGUAGGAUUCGUCAAACGUGACCCAUGGACCAGAGGGGAGAGCAAAGCUGUUGAGAAGGUUCGAGCGCUGGGCCUAGCGCAUCCUCUAACUUGA